Messenger RNA from Arabidopsis arenosa, 2480 nucleotides. The record is from the annotation of a GenBank genome assembly. NCBI's taxonomy places the organism in Eukaryota, Viridiplantae, Streptophyta, Magnoliopsida, Brassicales, Brassicaceae.
GGUUUCUCGAGAUGUUUCCUCCAUUACUUUCUCGGUUGUGAAACACAACACUUGUUUCGAAAUCUUUGCGAAUAAAGAUCAAUAAUGGCUACAAGAACUGAGUUUAGAGAUGUUCUGAAACAGAGCCAAAGAACAUCGGAGGUGGCAGAAAAGGAGGGUCAAGGAAGUGGCACUGACAAUGAGAACCGGGUCAGGACGAAACGUUCAAGCCAUAGUCGUCAAAAGGAAUGUUUCAAUGAGAGUUUGGAACAUAAUGAUGAGCUUGUGAAAUAUAUGUCUAAGUUGCCAGGUUAUCUCCAACGUAUAGAGAGAGGUGAAGAAAGUGUUCAGAGUAAUGUUUUGAAUGUUGGAGUCUUGGAUUGGGAACGUCUAGAGAAAUGGAAGAAUGGUCGAGCAAAAGGCGGUGAAAGAUCAGGAAAAUCUGAGAGGAAAGUGUCUACUAUUGCUACUUCAGGAGUAGUUCCCAAUGAAUCUCAUAGGUGUAAGAUUGAUGACCAGUUGCCUACUUGUUCGAAUCUCGGUAAAGUUAAAGCUUCCCGGGAUCUUCAACAUUCUCUUCACGGAGUUAGAUGCACUUUGGAUCCUGAGUUGGCUUCUAGGGAUUCAUUAAAUAAGCAGGAACUAGCAACUUGUAGCUAUAAGUCCUAUGGUAGAGAUCACAAAGCAGUGGAACCGAGGAAGAGCAGAAGAACGCAUUCAAACCGGGAAUCAACUUCAGUUUUAUUGCCAGAAAUGGGAAACUCUGGGGGGUCACUGGUCAUCAAGAAAAACUUAGAUAAGGAUACUCAGAAGAGAGCAGGGGAGACACAUGCAAAAGAAGCAAGAGAAAGAGCUAAAGAAUGUGUUGACAAGUUAGAUGGGGGUGAGAAGAUCAUUUGCGAUUCGAAAGCUGGUCAUACUUCUGAAAAGCAGGAGUUGAGCAACAUUUUUCUCCUUCGAUCAAGAAAACAGUCCCGAGGCACUCUUUCCGGUGAGCCCCAAAUCUCUAGAGACGUUAACCGCUCUCUAGACUUUUCCGACAGAAUCAAUAGCUCUUUAGGAUUGAGCUCUCAAACUCCUCGUUCCUGUCCACUCUCUUUCGACUUAGAGAGAGAUUCUGAAGAUAUGAUGUUGCCUCUUGGUACUGAUCUUUCUGGUAAAAAGGAACGGUUUGGUGGGAAAAGGCAUUCAAAGACAGCUUCAAGGAUAUUUGAUCUAGAAUUUCCUGAAGAUGAAUCCAGAAAGGAGAGACACCCUUCACCGAGCAAGCGGUUUAGUUUUAGUUUUGGUCGUCUCAGCCGAAGUUUCAGCGUGAAAGAGAUUUCAACCGGCCACCCUCUGAGUUCUUCUGAGGAUACCAUCAAGUCUGGUUCUAUGAGAUUUGAUGGUUCAGUUUGUCCAUCUCAGUCAAGCAACCCGGAGAACCAGAACACUCAUUGCCGAUCUCGAGUUAGCCCUCUAAGACGGUUUCUUGAUCCUUUACUGAAACCCAAAGGCUCUGAAAAUGUUCAUCCAUCAAAAGCAAGAUCAAGUUCUUCCAAUCCAGAGCCAACAACCAACAUCAACGUACCACUUCAAGACGAAAAGAAGCAGGAUACAUCGAGAACCCGAGCUAUUUUUCAGCUCACAAUCAGAAAUGGCAUCCCUCUGUUUCAAUUUGUGGUCGAUGAUAACAACAGCAGCAGCAGGAGCAUUCUCGGGGCUACAAUGAAAAGCUCGGAUUCAUCGUUCAAAGAUGAUUCUGUUCAGUACUGCACAUUCUACUCUGUUAAUGAGGUCAAAAAGAAGAAAAGCGGAAGCUGGCUAAUUCAUGGACACAAAGAGAAACACUGCGGGUUCGUCUACAAUGUAAUCGGUCAAAUGCGGUUGGGAAACUCAAUGAGCGCAGAUAUAUCAGAGCAGAAAUCUGAAAUCAUCUCUCCUGUGAUCACAGAAUCAGUUCUGUUUGACGAGUCAGAGCAAGUAAAAGGGAGGAGGGAGGUUGCAGCUGUAGUGAUCAAGAAGAAGCCGGUCGAAGGAAGCUAUACUAGCCUCGAGGAAACGAGUGUGAUAAUUCCUGGCGGCGUUCACAGCUUCCCGGAGAAAGGAGCACCAUCGCCAUUGAUUAGCCGGUGGAGAUCUGAAGGGUUAUGCGACUGCGGUGGCUGGGAUGUUGGAUGUAAACUCCGUGUCCUCUCCAACAAAACAGUCCUCCAUGAAUUCAACCAAAGCUUCAAACUUUUCGAUCAGGAAGGAAGUGAACAAGACUCGGGUCCUGCUUUGGCAAUGACGGAGCUGAAAACAGGGAUCUAUAGGGUGGAGUUUGGUUCGUCUGUUUCGCCGUUACAAGCGUUUUUUGUGUGCGUGACGGUACUAACAUGUGCAUCCGAGGCAAAGACCACCGGAAAAUCUUCUUCUCCUAUGGCUCCGCCGCUAUCUCCAGUUGGUAGAGUCUAAACUCAGGACACAUAUAGAGUAUCUAAUGAUCGUUUUUUUCUUUCUUAUAAAUUCCCAACGUUGUA